Molecule: messenger RNA, 7418 nt
Organism: Phycodurus eques (leafy seadragon)
Lineage: Eukaryota; Metazoa; Chordata; Actinopteri; Syngnathiformes; Syngnathidae
Gene: tnrc6c2
Product: trinucleotide repeat containing adaptor 6C2
Exons: 22
Coding region: 785-6403 (1872 amino acids)
Biological process (GO): positive regulation of nuclear-transcribed mRNA poly(A) tail shortening; miRNA-mediated post-transcriptional gene silencing
Cellular component (GO): nucleoplasm; P-body
Molecular function (GO): RNA binding; zinc ion binding; protein binding
Source: RefSeq, a predicted model, not a curated record
GCUCUCCGGGGGAGGAGGAGAGAAGCGACACUGCGGUGUUUGCUAGUCUCAACAAAAUGGCUGCGAGACCACUGACACCGAGAGCUCCCUGAAACGCCUGCCAUGACCGUGCUCUGCGCCGUCUGGACCCUCGCAGAAUGUAUUUUCCCGGAGUCGCUUCUCACUUUGUAUUCGCGGUAGCCGACGCGUCACAAGUCGUCCCGCUGGUCACCUAAAAACAAAAAAAAUAUUUUUUUUUGCACUUUAAACCAAGUUUACCGGCUGGUUUUCGGACGGUAAUCGGCUAGCUUGGACAAAAAGAACUGCGCCAUUCUUUUUUUUCUUCUUUUUUUGCGGGGUGGGGGGGUUGUCGAGACUCAACUUCUGUCAGCCAACGUUGUCUGCAACAAAUUAGCUGCGUUUUAAAGGUCAUUGUUAUUCGUAUUGUUUGUUUUUGUUGUUGUCGCCUACGCUUCUUCCUCGUCCCCGCCCCUAUAUAUGUAUGCUAUAUGUCGCAUAUAGCGUUUUAGCGUUAAGUGCAUUUUUUUCUAAUGUUUCACUCAAGCCGCAUAUUAGAAAAUCGUGAUUUUGUGUAUGUGGCUGAGGAGGGGGGCGUUGUUUACCUCGCUAUCCUGUCAUCAAGCUGCUACGGCGACCGCCGGCGAAGCUGCCAAGUCUUGACAGAAUCUGCUCCAUCGCUUUACGGGUAACUUUGGAGAGGACACCGGGGCAUGAUUACAAACUGCCAAAGUCGUGUUUAACGCAAGCUGAGAGAAGCAAGCAACACAAAAAAGAGAAUCAUUUGAUGGAAGAAAAGAAAAAGAAAAAACAAGAAGAAAAGAUCAAGAAGGACAUCGCUCAGAAGAAGGCUGCUGAACAGAAACCCAAAGUGCCAGAGCCUGCUCCCACUAAGCCCAGUCCCGGCACACCCCGUCACCGCCAACCUGCCAGCCCUACGCUGCCCGUCUCCUUCUCAUUUUCUUCUGGAAAUGACAAGCGCGCCUCCUGCAGUAGCCAGCUCCAGAUUCCGGUUGCCCCUCAGCCGCAGUGCCUGACGUCCUCUGCCGGCACUCGCUACCCACCCAGAGAAGUGCCCCCGCGCUUCCGGCAGCAGGAGCACAAGCAGCUACUGAAGAGAGGCCAGCCGCUGCCUGCAGGAGCCUUCAGUGCACUCACACCCUCCUCUUCCUCUUUGUCACCUUCAUUACCUUACUCUUCAUCUUCUACAAGUACCAGCAGCACUAGCCCAGACUCUGCAGAGUUCACUGCAGGCAAACAACACUCAGACAUAUCUCCCAAGAGUGGCUCUGCUGCUCAGAUUUGCCAGUGGGGAGCCUCCUUGCAUGCUGACAGCAUCUCCAGUGCAAACAGCUGGAACAGAGGAAAUAUUGACGGAAGUGACACUGAAGCUUGGCCCUCCAUUAGCCGCAGGAGUGACCCCGGCCAACCUGCAGCACCAGAAUGCCCCUUGGGCACAGCUAGCUUCAGCACAGAAGUCAGCGCUAUCACUACCGCCAGCAGUACUUUUCUGAGUAUGGCCACAGGUGCCACAGGCCAGCCGGCCCACUACACAUCUCUCAAAUCUAACAAUAACAUGAUGACAGGACCUGUGUCAGCCAACACAUUGUCUAGUAACAGAGGUUGGGGCUCAGAUGCCAAACAAGAUGGAAUGAACAGUGGGCGAGUAGGUACGCCCAAUCACUGGGGCUCACCCGGUUUUAACUUGAAUCUCAAUCCCAGUGCCAACCCAUCUGCCUGGCCUGUUCUCGGUCACGAGGGUGGUGGUGUUAUUAGCCCAAAUGGGGUCUCCGCCUCAUCUCACCCACCAGGCAAUGGGAAUGGAAACAUUGGGAACGGGAGCCUUGGAGGCACAAGCGCUUGUGGCGGAGGUUGGGUUAGCAUGGUUUGUGCUAAUGAAAAUGAACAGCAGCGCCCUUCAACUAACACAAGUUUGUCCUUCAAUAUGGAAACUAACCUUAACACUGAUGGACCAAACCACACCAAGCAACAAGCUCAGGAGCCUAUGAGCCCUGUCCAUGGGUUAACUGGCUGGGGAGGUCAGUCACCUACUGAAUCAUCCCAACUUAAUGGAGACACAACAGGAAGCUCUGUAUGGGGUAAUGGAGAAACCAAGGCAGCUGACACCCCCAAGGACUCAGGCUGGGACGCAACUCCCCCUGCAGGUCUCUCUGCAUGGGGCCGCCAAGGUAGUAGUGGUGGUGGGAGUAAUGGAAGUGGUGGCUGGGGUGACUGGGGGAAAUCUUCAGGAGGUGGCGAUGCAUCGAAAGGCUGGGACUCUGUUGAUGCUGUCAUUUCAGGUUCAGGUCAAGAGCAACAACUUGGCUCUUGGGGUAAGCAGCCAGGAACUGCCCCAGCAAGUGAGGGUAGUGGGGACAGCAGAGAUGGCCAUUCUCACCACAGAGAUAGGUCCUCAAGCAUGGAUUAUACCCCUGUGUUACCUCGACAGGACCUGGACCCUAGGGUGCUGAGUAACACUGGUUGGGGACAGACUCCCAUCCGACAGCACACAGUGUGGGAGAUGGAGGAAGCAAAUUCUGAUGAUGGGAAAAGCAGCAGCAGCUCGGACGCAUUUGAAAGUUCCAGUUCUAAUGGAGGAUCUGCGUGCACCAACGGAGGUACCGUCAACCCCAGCAUUGGUACCAAUCCGCGGCAUGGAUCUGAUGGAAAACAUGAAAGUGAAGAAUCAUCUGGCUGGGGAGCCCCUGCACCUCAGCAAGUCCAGACUGCAUCAGGAUGGGGUGAUCCCCCACAUUCACAGAAAGAAGCUACUAAUGGCACCACCAGUGGCUGGGGAGACCCCAUGCCUACCACUGGACCUAAAAAUGUAGGCAUGACAUCUUGGGGCUCUGAGGACAAGUCCCCUAGCUGGGACAGUGACAUGACAAAAGGCCAGUCCACUAAUUGGGGGGAGGGCCCGCUUAGCUCUCGUGGUUGGGGAAGUACUAAUGGGGGUGCCAACAGUUCUAACACGAGGGAUUGGGGAGAACCAGAGCGCAAGAACAGUGCGUCCCCCAGCAGCAUGUGGGAAGGGGAAGGAGGAAAUGGGGGAUGGAAGGAAAAUCCUAGAGGAGGAAUUAGAGGAGGUGGUAAGCUUACUUCUUCUGUGAAUAACAGCUCUUGGGGAGAGACCUCCCGUGCCAACGGCCCAGUGCAGGGCACCUGGGGCUCCACCAAGCCGACUGAAAGCAGUAGCAGCAGCACUGGUAGUGGAGGAGGGGGUAGCAUUGGUUCUUGGGGAGGUCCUGGUUCUGUCAAACAGAACACCUCCAGCUGGAGUAAUGUCAGCAAACAGGACCCAGGCUUGGAAUCUACUGGUUGGGAGGAGCCCUCCCCUCCGUCUAUACGCAGGAAGAUGGAGAUUGAUGAUGGAACAUCCACCUGGGGAGAUCCUGGCACGUACAGCAAGACCGUCAACAUGUGGGAUCGCAAUAGUCCUAACAAUAAUCCAGGCAACAGCGGCCCACCCACCAUUAAGAAUGGUGGCAUGAUCACACCCAACAACAAUCACUCCGUUGGCCCUGGCAACAACAAUCACCACCACGGCAAUCCAAUGCACCACCGUCCUCACCAUGGCAAUGCGCCGAGCCAUCUCCAACAUCAACAUCAUGGAAACAGCUGUGGGCCACCCAACAGUUGUGUCCCACACCCAAGUGCAGGUCCCCAGGGUAGACCUCCUCUCGCUAACCCAGGCUGGGGAGAGCUUCCAAGUGUUCAGCCUAAGUCUGAGCCUGCUUGGGGAGAGCCUGCAGCUCCAACAUCAGCUGUGGAAAACGGCACCUCUGCUUGGGGCAAGCCUUCAGGGGGUGUCGGCGGAUGGGGAGAUGUUGGCCAUGAGCCCUCUGGACCUUAUGGCAGGGCCAACGGACCCUCUUGUACUGCACCUUGCAAGCCUGGUCCUAAACCUAUGCAAGACAGCUGGGGGAGCGGAGGGGAUGAAAUGGGCAUGUCUACAGGGCAGUGGGACACUGAGGACGGGGACAUGUGGAGCAGCCCCACCUCACAGGAAAGCAGCUCCUCCUGCAAUUCUUGGGUAAAUGGACCCAAGAAGGGCCCGAGCAAGGGGAAGAUGAUUAACAAGCCGGAUGAGACCUGGAUCAUGAAUCGUCUCAUCAAACAGCUCACUGACAUGGGUUUUCCGCGAGAUCCUGCUGAGGAGGCAUUGAAGAGCAACAACAUGAAUCUUGACCAGGCCAUGAGCGCUCUGCUGGAGAAGAAGACUGACCUGGACAAGCGCAAUAUGAGCAUUUCUGAUUACAGCAACGGUCUGAACAAGCCACUGAUAUGUCGACCAUCCAUGCUCUCUAAAGAUCCCUCUGACCGCAACGCCUUCCUUGACAAGGAUGGCAUUCUUUCCGACGAUGCCACCCCAUCACCAUUUAUGCCUUCCCCCAGCCUGAAGCUCCCCCUGGCCAACAGUAGCCUUCCUGGGCAAUGUCUGGGACCGGGCAACUCGGGGCUGGCCAUGCAAAACUUGAACAACAGACAGAUAACCAGUGGAAUGUUUGGCAGCAGUGGAGCAGCACAAAGCCGGGCCAUGCAGCAGCAGCAGCAGCAUCCUCAGCCACCAGUGCCACCUCUCAGCUCCUCCAUGCCAAGUCUACGUGCUCAAGUGCCUCAGUUACUCUCCCCUCAGGUCCAAGCACAGCUCUUGCAGUUUGCAGCAAAAAACAUUGGUCUGAACCCUGCACUUUUAACCUCACCAAUAAACCCUCAACAAAUGACCCUGUUGUACCAACUUCAGCAACUGCAAAUGGCGUACCAGCGUUUACAAAUCCAGCAGCAGAUGAUGCAGGCGCAACGUAACGUUUCCGGUCCCAUUCGACAACAAGAGCAGCAAGUCGCACGCACAAUCACCAACAUGCAGCAGCAGAUCCAGCAGCACCAGCGUCAGCUCUACCAGGCGCUGCUGAUGAAGCAGCAGCAGCUUCCCUCCCAUUCCCCCUCCUCGCAAGCUGGUCUGCAUGCCCCCGGUGGCCCCACCGGAGGCUCCGGAUCUGCAAAAUCAACCCUGGACCCUUUCACAGGCCCACAUCACGCCCCGGGCCUGACCGACACACUGCACACCAAAGAGCCGCUGUCUUCACCCAACGCCUACAGCCCCUAUUCUCUCUCUGGACUGAAUCCAAACAUGAAUGUAAACUGCAUCGAGGUUGGGGGUCUGUCUAUGAAAGAGCCCCCUCAGCCCCAGUCCCGCCUGUCCCAGUGGACGCACUCCAACUCCAUGGACAGCCUCGGUGGUAACACCUCAAACCUGGAGAACAACCUCAACAAGCACGGUGCCAUAUCUGCUGCCUCUACCCUGGGGCCCCCUGGGAAGCCCUCACAGCUGGAGGAUUCCUAUAGUCCAUACAAUCUGAUGUCCAACUCGGACUCCCCCACCAACUCUUUGGUACCCCCAGACAGCUGGGGCCAAGGCAAGAACCCCAAUGAAAAGAUCACCAACGGGACCAACAUUAACUGGCCCCCUGAAUUCUGCCCAGGUGUGCCAUGGAAAGGCCUUCAGAACAUUGACCCUGAGAAUGACCCCAAUAUGACCCCUGGCAGCGUCCCCAGCGGUCCCACCAUAAACACCAACAUCCAUGACGUCAACAGAUACCUGCUGCGUGACAGGAAUGGCGGCAAACUGUCUGACGUGAAGUCCACCUGGUCCACGGGGUCCAUAACCCAGAACCAAGCCUCUCUGACCCAUGAGCUGUGGAAAGUCCCUCAGGGCCCACGCGGGUCCGCUGCCCCAUCGCGACCCCCACCAGGCCUGACCAACACCAAGCCUUCCUCCACCUGGGGGGGCAACUCGCUGGGCUUGGCUCAAGGAUGGAGCGGCUCUUACGCCUCUGAGGGAACCACCUGGAGUACAGACAGCUCCAACAGGACCAGCAGCUGGCUGGUGCUGAGGAAUCUCACACCUCAAAUUGACGGUUCUACCCUGCGGACCCUGUGCAUGCAGCACGGCCCUUUGAUCACAUUCCACCUCAACCUGACCCAAGGGAACGCCGUGGUGCGCUACAGCUCCAAGGAUGAGGCCGCUAAGGCCCAGAAGUCUCUGCACAUGUGUGUGUUAGGUAACACCACCAUCCUGGCAGAGUUUGCUGGCGAGGAGGAGGUAAACCGCUUCUUUGCACAAGGCCAGUCGCUGACCUCAAACAACACCACCAGCUGGCAGGCCAACCCAGGAACCAAUCAGAAUCGAAUGGGCGGGGCAGCGGCGUCCCACUCCAUGGGCCAAUGGAGCAGCAGCGGCGGAGGAGGAGGCAAGGCCAGCGGAGGCGACCUGCUUUGGGGGGGAGUGCCCCAGUACUCCAGCCUGUGGGGGCCUCCUAGUGGGGAGGAUGCCCGCGGGAUCAGGAGCCCCACCCCCAUUAACACCCUGCUGCCUGGAGAUCUGCUGAGUGGGGAGUCCAUGUAGGCGGAUGCCACAGUACAGUACCGCACCACCACUACAUUGAGGUUCUACCAACAGGAGCAAAACCCAAGCAAAUCAUGUGGCGAUAAUCAGCACCAUUUUAAAACUUUCUGGAACUGUGAAUUAGGAAACGGAAGACUGAGGGCUCAGCAGGCCUUCUGUUUCUUUGAUGUUUUACUUUUUAUUCCUUUAUUUUGCAACCUAAAAAACUAACUCAAACACGACACAAAGAAACCUUUUUGUUUUUUAGGAGAAGCAAUCAAAGCUGCCAUCUAUCUUUUCCCUCCAAGAAGAAAUCAUCCGAAACAGAAUCUCGCAAGCGACCAUUCCCAGCAUGCCCGUGGCCAAUGAUGUGGUUGGGUGACCUUUACUCGUUACUUUUUGUUUCUCAGCACUAAUAUUAGCCUUAAGUGCUCUCCGGGUCCUUUCUAAGCCGCCUUUUUGUUGUUGUUGAUAAACUGAAGAAGCAGACGGAAUCUUGCACAGUUUUUGACCUCUUGAGCCAGCGCCACGUGACUGGAGACCAACUCUCCAGGGGAGGCCCGGCUCUUCGGAUUCUUCACUUUUCCAGACGCUGACAGCUGGUUCGUUUUUCUGAUGUCCGUCCCCCAAUAUAUAAGCUCUGAGGGACUGCGGCGGCGGCCAAUCACUGACGAGAACUUCACGGUCACCUGCAGUUCACUCACUGGUGCUUUGUGGAAUCUUCUACACCGUUUCUGGAAGUGUCAACGCAGGAAAGAGGAUGUGGGCUUGAAUCCUUUUUAACGUGACGGUUUACAUUGUGCAAUAUACACCGUAGAACUUUCUGUCCGUCCCAUCGGAGCUGGUCGCUUUUUGGAACUUGAAAGACGUUUUUUAUGGAUUCCCUCCAGAGCGCUCUUGGAAAAUCUGUGCAAAGAAGGAGAAGCAGCAGCAGCUUGGACUGCGAUGCACAUUUCCUGUCUGCGUGCCGCACCCUCAGCCAACGAGACUGGAACCAAUUGGAUGCCUCUGGGUGUCUGGCACAAUACCAAAUUUA